Messenger RNA from Folsomia candida, 5652 nucleotides. RefSeq names its product protein strawberry notch homolog 1 (gene sno). The transcript has 20 exons. The coding region runs from base 491 to 4687 and encodes 1398 amino acids. Gene Ontology annotation, molecular function: chromatin DNA binding; histone binding. Gene Ontology annotation, cellular component: nucleus. NCBI's taxonomy places the organism in Eukaryota, Metazoa, Arthropoda, Collembola, Entomobryomorpha, Isotomidae. Gene Ontology annotation, biological process: regulation of DNA-templated transcription. The record is from RefSeq and is a predicted model, not a curated record.
ACGUUGGUUCUUCUUCUCUUCAGGAGUGUGGAGGGACUCGGAAUUUUUGUAUUUCACCCCACACACUGUGUAUUUUAUAUCCUCCUCAAAUAUUAAGGAGGCUGGUUUGGUCAAAUUUUUUUUUUGAUAAGGCUUUUUUUUGAUAAUUUUGAGAGGAGGGUAAGAGAUAUUUCUGAAAAGUUGGGAAUUUAUGAGACUCAAUAUUAUUCUGGGAGGAAUGGAUGACCGGUUACGUGUGCAGUUUAAUAAUUAAUUCGAUUACGUUACGAGGACGAAAGCACGACUCGAUAAUUCUAAUGCAAUAAUUAGUACAUAGCUCAAGUCGUUUUAGGAACGUUUUGUAGUGUGUGUAAAAAAAUUGGGAGUGUUCGUUUGGAUUGGAUUGAUUUCGAAAUUAUAGAAAAGUUUUAUAAAUAAAAGUGUAAAAGUAAUAAAAGAUAUAAAAAUAAGGUGACUUAGUGACUUUUGUAACAAGAAUUAAAAAAGAACAAUGGCACGACCGACCAGGAUGGCUUCUGCUAAACUAAAAACGUACGCCGGAAUGGACGACUCUGACAACUCGGACACCAUAGUUUUGAGUGGUGGGGACGAUAAUUCCGAUGAUGACGAUUCUUUCGACGAGGAUCCCGACAAGAUAGAAAUCCCCGGCGGGGGGACGUCGCUAGAACAUUCCAUGGCCAUGGCCACGGAGUCUUCGUCCUCCUCAAAUUCUGUGGGGAAAGGGGCGAGUACUUCGGCGACUAUGUCGAUGCUGAGUGGGAUUGGUGGUGGCGGCGGGGGUGGGAGUGGCAGGGUAUCGAAUCAUCAUCAUAAUCAACAUCACCAUCAAGGUGGCAAUAUUCCAAAUAUACUAAAGGGCACGAAGGGUUAUCCGAAAUAUAAUCUCCCCUUGGACACGAUUAUAACACCGUCCACUUUCACGAGUGCGUCUCAAAUACAUCAACACAAUCAGGCCGGGGGGACGGGGGGAGCAGGAGGGAUGAACCCAUCGUCACUAUUUGACCCGUCACUUUUCCUUUCAAAUCCUUUCAAUUCGAAUCCAAUGGAUAGUUUGAACUCUUUGAGUCAAUUGCUCAGCUCAUUCCCAAAAAUGGAUAGUGUAGCGUUACAAUCGCUGAGUAAUAAUCCGCUGUUCCAAUUUUAUGGAAUGUUUGCUGGUGGUGGUGGUGGAAAUAGUGCGGCUGCCUCCAUGAUGUCGGGAAUGGGUCAACUCCACCCUCAGCAGCAACACUCGAUCCCGUCCAGACACCAGCAGAUACCAGGGUAUCAGUUGUGGAAUAACCAAAUGAAGGUAAAGCCGGAACCAGAGGAGGAAGUUCACGAAGAGGACGAAACCCUUGGUGUGGCGGAAACAUAUGCAGAUUAUACUCCAGCAAAGUUAAAAAUUGGGAAACCUCACCCCGACCCGAUCGUGGAGACGGCUUCGUUAGCAAGUGUGGCACCACCAUCGGUCUACUACCAACUUCGCCUCCCCUCAUCCUGCAUCAACCGGGGGCAACUCUCUGCUCUCCAAUUGGAAGCUAUCGUCUAUGCGUGUCAACAGCAUGAAUAUUUUCUCGACGGAGGAGAAAGGGCUGGUUAUCUGAUCGGUGACGGAGCCGGUGUGGGGAAAGGUCGUACUAUUGCGGGCAUCAUCCACGAAAACUGGCUAUGUGGGAGGAAGAAGGCGUUGUGGGUCUCCGUCUCUGCCGAUCUAAAAGAGGACUCGAUCCGUGACUUGAAAGAUAUUGGGGCUGGCAAUAUCAAAGUCUUUGCUCUAAAUAGGCUCAAGUACGGAAAGAUUCGUCAAGACGAGUAUCGCGAUGGCGUUCUAUUCUCCACAUACUCUGGCCUCAUCGGAGAGUCCAGUUCUGGAGGAAAGUUCAAUGCGAGACUGAAACAGAUCAUUGACUGGCUGGGCAAAGAUUUUGACGGCGUGAUCGUAUUUGAUGAAUGUCACCGAGCAAAAAAUCUGUGCCCAGUGGGAAACGCGAAGCCUACCAAGACGGGGGUGACGGUGCAAAAAUUGCAACAGGACUUACCCAAAGCGAGAAUCAUCUACGCGUCAGCAACAGGAGCGUCAGAACCGAAAAAUAUGGCGUACAUGACCCGCCUAGGUAUUUGGGGAAAGGGAACGCCCUUCAUGAAGUUCAGUGAUUUUAUCAACGCCGUAGAAAAGAGAGGGAUCGGAGCAAUGGAAAUCGUCGCGAUGGACAUGAAACUUCGCGGUGCUUACAUCGCUCGUCAACUGAGUUUCAAAGGGGUGGCUUUCCGCAUUGAAGAAGUCUCGCUAUCAGAAGAUUUUCAACUCAUGUACAACGAGUCUGUGGAUUUGUGGGUGGAAUCUAUGCAUCGAUUCAUCGAAGCGGCCGAACUCAUGAAAGCAGAUAACGCAUUUAGGAAGACGAUGUGGGCCCAAUUUUGGGCGUCUCAUCAACGAUUCUUUAAAUAUUUGUGUAUUGCUGGAAAGGUGGAUCGUGCUAUUGAUAUUGCGAGGGAGGCUGUUAAAGACGGGAAGUGUGUCGUAAUCGGACUUCAAUCCACUGGAGAGGCACGUACAGCAGAACAAGUUGAGCGUGAAGGAGAAUUGGAUGAUUUUGUGUCCACCGCAAAAGGCGUAUUUCAAAAUCUCGUGGAGAAACAUUUACCUGCCCCAGACAGACUAAAGAUUCAAAAACUCCUUGGAAUUCCUCUAGCAGCAGUCGAAGAAGAGCCUCAACCUGGAUCAUCCUCUUCGAAAGGGAAGCCAAUGAGACGAGCAGCUCAAAAUGCAGCGAAACGAGCUCGAUUCAAUGACUCUGACGCCUCGUCUAACGACGACGGUGACUCCGACUUCAGUGCGGCCGGGUCAGACAAUGAGAGUCAUGACUCUGACGUUUCUACGGACUCAAAAGCCAGCGAUUCUGAAUUUGAAAGUGUAUCGAGUGAUUUGGAGAGCGAUGACGACGGAAAACCUGGUAAGGGGAGAAAAAGGAAGUUGAAGGGAAAGAAAAAAAUUCCAAAGAACCAAACUGUCGCGCAUGACGUUCCCAGCAAAGAGGCUCUCAAUCAGGCCUACAGUAUUCGAACCGACCUAUUGGAAAAGAUUGAAAAAUUAGGGAACAAAAUGCCAAAUAACACAUUGGACCAUUUAAUCGAUGAGCUGGGUGGUCCGACGGAUGUGGCGGAGAUGACCGGUCGCAAGAUGAGAUUGAUUCAAAUGGAGAAUGGAAAAAUUGAGUAUCAGAGUCGCGCUGAAUCUGACGUUGCGCUGGAUCAGAUUAACUUGACGGAAAAACGCCGCUUCAUGGAUGGAGAGAAGAACAUCGCCAUCAUUUCGGAAGCAGCCUCGAGUGGUAUUUCACUCCAAAGUGAUCGGCGCGCAAAGAACAAGCGUCGCCGAGUCCAUAUAACGCUGGAAUUACCAUGGAGUGCGGACCGAGCCAUUCAACAGUUUGGCCGAACUCAUCGAAGUAAUCAAGUCAAUGCUCCCGAGUACGUAUUUUUGAUCUCAGACCUUGCCGGGGAACAUCGGUUCGCCUCAAUCGUAGCAAAACGACUAGAAAGUCUUGGAGCUUUAACUCACGGUGAUCGCCGUGCCACCGAGACGCGAGAUCUGUCCCGUUUCCACAUUGAUAACAAGUACGGGAAGAUGGCUUUGGAAGCAGUCAUGCGCUACAUUAUGACCGGGACGAUGAUGAAUCUCCCCGUGCUUCCGCCAAGCAGUUAUGAAGGCGAUUUCCGCUCCGACGUUGCCGCCGGGAUGAUAGGUGUUGGGCUAAUCGUUAACAGCGAGGACAGUUUUGGUACAACGAUGCCGGAGAAGGAUUACCACAAUAUGAGCAAGUUUCUCAAUCGAAUUCUCGGGAUGCACGUACUUCUGCAAAAUUCACUUUUUAAGUUCUUCACGGAUACGCUAUCUGCGAUCGUUGCCAAUGCAAAGAAACAAGGACGGUUUGAUAUGGGAAUUUUAAAUUUGGGCGAUUCCAGCGGGGACAAGACGUCCCUCUCAUCGACAGAGGUCUUCAACCGUAAGCACGCUACUGGAUCAGGAAAGAUUGAGUUGCAUCGGGUCGUCGUAGAGCGAGGUGUAAGCUGGGAAGAGGCCUUGCAAAAAUCUGAAAGUUUAAGCGGAAAGAAUGAUGGAUUCUAUUUGGCGAAUGAUGAGAAAAAUAACAAAAGACUGGCCGUCCUCGUGAUUGGGGACGAUUUCCCUGCCUCGUCGACAGCUGCAUCAGAGCGAAAAGCAGAAAAAGUUCGGCUAUACUCUGUCUAUCGGCCGAGUACUGGACUCCAGUUGAGACGCGAAACUUUGCAAGAAGUUCAAAACAAAUAUUAUAAAACGACACCAGAGAAAGCCAAGAAAGCUUGGGAGGAUCAGUAUACGGAUUCUGGCAUCAAUUGCGUUCACGCAUUCUGGUCGGGCAACUGUAAGAAUAAAAUGGCCAACCUCGAGUGUGAUAUAGGGAAACGGCAGCGCACAUACUUUAUUCUGAGCGGUUCAGUCCUGUUAUGUUGGGACGAUGUAGAAAUCGUAAUGGGAAGUAGUCACCACAACCAUAAGAUUCAAAUCGUCCGUGUCCAGUUCAACAAUGGGAAUAAAUUUGUCGGCAUUCUCAUUCCUGGGGAUUGUGUCAUUCAGUUGAAGGCCAGACUCAAGCAUGCGGCCGAACUGGAACUAAACCCCGUUAAGAAGGAAGAAAUAAUAGAUGAAGAAGAGGAAGCAUAACGUCCCGAAUUAAUAGUAGACAACUAGUAGUUGUACCCACAAAAAGAAAGAGACAACAUAAACAAAGGCAACUCUUGACUCUCGAAGAAGAUGAUCUCCAACCAAAUUUUAGUUUACAAUCUGCGUUCUCUCGUAAUGCGAAACUCUCUUCUAUGUCAAAACUUAACAACAACUACAACAACAACGGAUGUGAUAUAGUUCCUGUUAAUUAUUUAAGCAAGUAAUUUUAACUAUGUAUAAACUAUUUGUCCUUUAUACCUUUAUAUAACGUUAAGUAAUUUAAGGUGACCCUCAUCCCGUGACUUCCCUCUGUAUAAAUAAUUAAGUAGACUUAAGUAUGACUCAGUUUUUAACACUUAACGAAAUGGAAAACAAUUUUUAUAAUAGAAAAAUGAUUAAUUUUGAUUUUGCCAUGUUCUUUUUGUAUGUAUUGCAUCUAGUAAAAUUAAGUAUGUAUUGACGUAUAGUUUAAAGUGGUAAUAUUGUGGUAGUCAUAUAUUGUUGUCGUGUUUCUAGUUGUGGUGCUUCUUUCAUUGUACUUUAAUCGUGCAUGUAUUUAUUUAUUGAGAGAAAAGUGGAGUGGUGAGUGAACGUAGAUUCGUGGUCUGCCGUUUUAAUAUACAUGCAUUUUACAACUGCUAGUUAAUAAUAGGUCGGUGGUUGUGGGCCUGUUUUUUUUUAAUUUUUAAAUCUGAGUGUGUUGGAAAAGCUUAGUUGUUUUAAAAUAGGAGUUGUACUUGUGUGUUAGUAUCAAACUCCACGACUCAUGCAUUGUCUCACAUAUAAACUUUGUCAUUUCUUAAUUCUUCCUACUAAAUACUACAUGAUGAUACUGAUAUGGAAUGCAGAAACGUCAGUAAAACAAUUAUUGUGUUAAGGUGAAACUUUGGAAUUAUAAAAUAUUAUGAAUAUUCAUUUCUUUGAAUAAAGUGGUAUCGCACGGUUGAAAUAAUUAUAUACUUAAA